AUGAUUUACUUUCACGGCAACGGCGAAGACAUCGGCUGCUGCAUCGAAACGUGCUCUCGCUUGGCGGACGCUCUCAACGCCGUGGUCUUCGUCCCCGAAUACCCGGGCUAUGGAGCUUCGCGCGGCACGCCAUCAUCCGAGAGCAUCGACGCGAUUGCCCGUGCGGUAACAACCUCGAUCUGCUCGCAAAUUCAAGUACCGCCCUCCCGUAUCAUCAUCAUGGGCCGCUCUAUUGGCACAGGCGCAGCAGCAGCACUCGCAGCGUGGCUUAACAGCCCGAGUUCAACUAUGAACAACCGCCAGCCCGCGGCGGCACUCAUACUGCACUCGCCGUACACAAGCAUCCGUGACAUGGCGAAAAGCAUCGUCGGGGCCGUGGGAGGUCUCAUUCUUCAGCGGUGGAACACUGCAGACAACCUUAAGCGCGCCGGCUGCCCAAUCCUCAUCCUGCACGCACCCAAUGACGACGUGAUACCCUUCCGACAAGGCGAGUGCUUGUUUAACGCG
Molecule: messenger RNA, 507 nt
Organism: Emiliania huxleyi CCMP1516
Lineage: Eukaryota; Haptophyta; Isochrysidales; Noelaerhabdaceae
Exons: 1
Molecular function (GO): hydrolase activity
Source: RefSeq, a predicted model, not a curated record